Molecule: messenger RNA, 4471 nt
Organism: Otolemur garnettii (small-eared galago)
Lineage: Eukaryota; Metazoa; Chordata; Mammalia; Primates; Galagidae
Gene: FBXO30
Product: F-box protein 30
Exons: 3
Coding region: 281-2539 (752 amino acids)
Molecular function (GO): zinc ion binding; protein binding; ubiquitin protein ligase activity
Source: RefSeq, a predicted model, not a curated record
ACCACGGCUUGGUGUUAGUAACGGGGGCGUGGAUAUCCAUUCUUUGCCGCGGCCAUGUGGUAACAUACGUAAGGUAUCUUGCAAAAGCAGCGUCAAGCCCCUUUCCCGGCUAGAUCCCUUUGCGGCGGACGCCUCGGUUCCUCACUGAAGCGGACGGUGGUGGGCUGCCCCGUCAGGGCUCCAAAGAGCAGGGCUGAGCCCGGUCCCCGGGAGCUACAACCCUGCGAGGAGCAACGGGUCACAGCGCGGUCGCGGCACUAAGUCGCAAGACUUGGUUAGAAUGGAAUUGUCCACUAUGGAGGAAGCGCUGCAGCAUUCACACUGUGUGAAUUGUGUCAGUAGACGAUGUAUGACCAGACCAGAGCCUGGAAUUUCCUGUGACUUGAUUGGUUGUCCAUUGGUUUGUGGAGCAGUUUUCCAUUCUUGCAAAGCUGAUGAGCAUCGACUUUUAUGUCCAUUUGAACGAGUGCCUUGCUUAAAUAGUGAUUUUGGAUGUCCAUUUACCAUGGCCCGAAAUAAAGUUGCUGAACAUCUAGAAAUGUGUCCUGCAAGCGUGGUGUGCUGUACCAUGGAGUGGAACCGAUGGCCAGUUAGUUAUGCAGACCGGAAAUCAUAUGAAAAUCUAAGCAGAGAUGUUGAUGAAGUGGCACAAUUAGAUAUGGCCUUGGCCCUUCAAGACCAAAGGAUGCUCUUAGAAUCUCUCAAAGUAGCCACCAUUAUGUCCAAAGCGACUGACAAAGUAUCUGAAUCUAAAGAACAAAUCUCAGUUAAAUCAAGUGUCCCAGAAGUACCACAUACUAAUGGUUUGGUGUCUGUCGAUGAAGAAUCUUACGGUGCACUUUAUCAAGCUACUGUAGAAACAACCAGAAGUUUAGCUGCUGCUUUAGAUAUCCUGAAUACUGCCACAAGAGACAUGGGCAGGUUAAAUACAAGUCUUUGUGCUUCGCCAGAUGAAAUGGAUGAAGAGCGUAAUGAAAGAGAAAGUUUACAGGAUAGAAACUUAAAAGACCAAGACUGUCUUUCUGAGGAUGAGCUAGGAGCAGUAGGUGGAAUUGACCAUAAUGAUACGAGUCAGAAUGCCCAGUCUGAACAGAAUGGCUCAAGUGAUUUACUAUGUGACUUGAAUACACGUUCUUAUGGCACCUCUGCUCUUUGUAAUGGCUUUUCUUUGGAAAAUAUAUGUACACAGGUCAUAGACCAGAGUCAGAAUUUGCAUGGUGAUUCAAAACAAAAUAAGUUGACAAACGGAGAAUGUGCAGCACCAGAUGGCACUUCGGAACCUUCCAGUUCACUUUCAGUUGCAGCACAACUUAGGGAAGUAAUACCAUCCAGUGCUUUGCCUAAUGGCACAGUUCAGCAUAUCCUCAUGGCAGAUGAUGAAGAUGAAGGAGAAUUGUGUUGGAGAAAAGUAGACUUGGGGGACUUGCGGAACAUGGAUGUCUUAUCUUUCAGUCAUUCUCCUUCAUUCAAAUUCCUUUCUAAUUCAUGUUGGUCUAAACCAAAGGAAGAUAAAGCAGUAGAUACAUCAGACUUGGAAGUUGCAGAAGAUCCCAUGGGCCUCCAAGGAAUAGAUCUGAUCACAGCAGCAUUACUCUUUUGUUUGGGAGAUUCUCCAGGUGGGAGGGGUAUAUCUGAUAGCCGCAUGGUUGAUGUUUAUCACAUUGACUUUGGGACUCAGACUUUUUCGCUUCCAUCUGCAAUAUUAGCUACCAAUACAGUGGUUGGUGAGAUAGCUUCAGCUUCAGCUUGUGAUCAUGCCAAUCCACAGCUUUCAAAUCCAAGUCCUUUUCAGACUCUUGGACUGGAUUUAGUAUUGGAAUGUGUUGCUAGGUAUCAACCCAAGCAACGUUCAAUGUUUACCUUUGUGUGUGGACAGUUAUUUAGAAGAAAGGAAUUUUCUUCACAUUUUAAGAAUGUGCAUGGUGACAUUCAUGCUGGACUCAAUGGCUGGAUGGAACAGAGGUGUCCUUUAGCUUAUUAUGGUUGUACCUAUUCUCAACGUAGAUUUUGUCCAUCAACACAAGGAGCAAAGAUUAUACAUGACCGCCAUUUGAGGUCAUUCGGAGUUCAGCCAUGUGUAUCUACAGUAUUAGUAGAGCCUGCUAGAAACUGUAUGUUGGGAUUACAUAGUGACCAUCUAAGUAGUCUUCCCUUUGAGGUCUUGCAGCAUAUUGCAGGUUUUCUUGACGGCUUCAGCUUAUGCCAGCUCUCAUGUGUAUCCAGGUUGAUGAGGGAUGUCUGUGCCAGUCUGCUUCAGUCUCGUGGAAUGGUCAUACUGCAGUGGGGGAAGAGGAAGUAUCCAGAAGGAAAUUCAUCGUGGCAGAUAAAAGAAAAGGUAUGGCGAUUCAGUACUGCAUUUUGUUCUGUUAAUGAAUGGAAAUUUGCUGACAUCCUAAGCAUGGCUGACCACUUGAAGAAAUGCAGUUACAACAUUGUUGAGAAACGCGAGGAAGCAAUCCCGUUGCCGUGUAUGUGUGUGACGAGAGAACUGACUAAAGAGGGACGUUCCCUGCGCUCGGUGUUGAAGCCUGUACUUUAAAACUGUGACUUCACUUGCACAUACAUGCAAGCACCUAGUAGAAUUUCUUUGUAACAUGUGACACUUUAUUAAUGUAUUAAAGAUUUACAACUAGCUAAAUUUAUUGUCACUAUGUAUAUAAUGUUUUGAAGUGACAUAUAUUUUUAUAAAGUACCAUUUAGUUGGGAAGAAGUUGCCUUAAUGUUUGAAAUGUGUGACAUUUUUGGAACUUGCUGGACAGGGUGAUUUAAUUUUUAGCUACAUAAUUUUCAGAAUUAGUAUUUUUAAUUGUGCUCAUAUUUUGCUUCUUAAAUUUUUUGCUUCGUUAACUAACAAGAUCCUGACCAAACAGUGUAUUCCUCGUGUUUUCUGUGGGUUGCUGUCCAUGCAGCAGAAGAGAAAAGCUUCCAUUCAAACUUUUACAGCACAGGCUUUUCAGAUAAAACCAUUCUCCACUGCUUCAGCACUACCAUAAGAUCAUUAUGAAGUUUGUAUUGUGUAGUGCUCCCCAUAUACAGUUGUUGAUGAUGUUGAAAAUCCUGACUAAUGUUUAGUAACGCUAUUUAUCAUGAUUUAAAAAUAAUCCACAAAGAUGUUUUCAUCUAAUAUACUUAUCUAUUAUACAAAGAGUAACCAUAUGCAGCUUUCUUUUUUGCUAGAUGCCACAUCCCAAGAUUGAUGGCAGUGUGUUAAUAUGACAGGUUAAAGCAAAAAUAGGAAACAAAAAGCAGGCCUAUGUUUAAUUUGAACAGUUUCAAAUUAAACAUAUUUGCCAUUAGAAAAGGAAAUAUACCUCAUUUUAAGUGUGAAUUGGGCAUAUUGUGUGAGUAAAUUUCAAGUAUUCAGAAUGUAACUACUUUCCAUAAGCAUUUAAAAUUUUUGCCUUUUGAUUAUAAAAAUUACAACUGAGUUCUAAGACAUCUAAAAACUUGAAAUUUGGCAUCUUUGUAAGAUGAUAAUCAUGCAGAAAACUGUCUUGGUUGACAAUCUCUUCGAGACAUUUCCAAUUUUCCGUAGAUUACCAAGAAAGUGAGAAUUGCACCUUUUGUAUAAAGAUCAAAGUAUAGCAGAAAAAUGUUCAAAGACCAUUCUUGAAGUACUUUGUUAUCAUUUUCAAAUUGAUUUAGUUUAAAAAGUGAAUAUCAGUAUUUAGAAAUAAUUUGCAAAGAUGGAGACAUAUACUUAAAUAAUCUGUCCUAAGUAAAUUAUGGCAUUUGGUAGUUUGAAAUGAUGACAGAUUACCUUGUUAUAAUUGUCAAAACUCUAUCGCGUUCUUCUGUUCCUACAUUUGUCCCUGAGAGUACUCUGUGGUUACUAGGUUUUUGAUGCCCAUAUAUGGCAAUCAGGCUGGGCAGAGACGUUCCUUGGGCAUUAGAAAAGAAUUCUCAACUGCUUAAGACUUGUUUUGGUUGGAUCAAGACCCUAGUACAAUCGAGAAAUGUAGCGUUAAAGACUAAAUCAAUUGUUUUGCGUCACCUGUCAUUUAAAGUAGUAAAAUACUUUUUUCUCAGUGCUUAAACUUUCAACUGUGAGAUUGGAUUGCAUAAAGUCUCUAUUUAUGUGAAAAAGCCAGAAAUCAGAGAUCACAUACUGUAAAAUCUAACUCUGCCUUUUAAAGUUUUCCUGAAGAAUGUGUCUUUGGUUAGGAUAGCACAAGCAUUAACUUUUUGUUUUAUGGCUAUGCUUUUUAAAAUUCAUGGUUUUUAAGUUUACACUUCUUAUUUCCACACUGGAUCAUGAGAUGUUUAACAUUUUUUUCACCUUAUAUUUCUUUUACACAUCUUUAGCUGUCUUUUUUGUUGUUGUUGUUAUGCCACCAUAUUAUUUUGUUGAAAUAUUUUCUUUGUGAAACAUUUGUUCAAGUUCUAAUAAAAUUAAUGUUUUCCCUUUAUAUGGCUCAAUAACUUAAAAAGAAAAACUUUCAUUCAAUAAAAUUUUAAUCCUUGUUUGACA